GGUGCUUGCUGGCCGCGGGGAACCCGUCCGUGUUGACAGUGGGCAGUGGAGCCUCCGCCUUGCCAGCCGAAGCGAUAUAAAGCCACCCCGAGGUCCACGCCACCGCUGCCCGCUGGUGACCAUGAAGGCUGUCGUCCUCACCCUGCUGGCCAUCGGCCUGGCCCUGCAGCCAAGCGGUGCCCUGCAGUGCUACUCCUGCGAGGCCCAGGUGAGCAACCAGAACUGCCUGCACGUGAAGAAUUGCACCCGCUCUGAUACCCAAUGCUGGACCGAGCGCAUCCGUGCUGUUGGCUUCCUGACCAUCAUUAGCAAGGGCUGCACCUCGCACUGUGUGGAGGACUCCCAGAACUACUACUUGGGCAAGAAGAACAUCACGUGUUGCUCCAGUGACCUGUGCAAUGCCAACGGGGCCCAUGCCCUGCAGCCAACUCUUGUCACCCUGGCGCUGCUCACUGCUCUCUGUGGCCUGCUGCUCUGGGGCCCUAGCCGGAUGUAGGAGGCAGGAGGACCCCACUGUGUCCCAGGGGCCCCAGGGCACUCUUCACACACACCUGGUCCAGUCGAGGCCCCUCCUGGACCCUAACUUGGGUCGGGCCAUGCCCCUCUGCCCUUUCUAGCCUUCCAUGGCUCCCUAGGACUCCUGCCCAGCUCCCACUGCCCAGCAGGCUGGGCUGUAUUGAUGCGCGACAGCCUGCACACGGCCCACACAACCCCCACAUUCCAACCCACUCCUUAAUCCUCGCUUAGGCAUACUCUUCCUCCAGGAAGCCUUCCCUGACCGCUCCCUCCACCUCUAC
Molecule: messenger RNA, 797 nt
Organism: Panthera uncia (snow leopard)
Lineage: Eukaryota; Metazoa; Chordata; Mammalia; Carnivora; Felidae
Gene: PSCA
Product: prostate stem cell antigen
Exons: 3
Coding region: 122-496 (124 amino acids)
Source: RefSeq, a predicted model, not a curated record